This is a messenger RNA of Branchiostoma floridae (Florida lancelet), 6190 nucleotides long. RefSeq lists its product as uncharacterized. Gene Ontology annotation, molecular function: phosphatase binding. The coding region runs from base 181 to 2883 and encodes 900 amino acids. NCBI's taxonomy places the organism in Eukaryota, Metazoa, Chordata, Leptocardii, Amphioxiformes, Branchiostomatidae. The record is from RefSeq and is a predicted model, not a curated record. The transcript has 5 exons.
UGGUGAGGAACCUAUGGGGUCUUGUCCAGAUGCACGACGGGGCGAUGACGUCACAGCACUAGCGGUCCAGGACGCUCCGGCCUCGCCAGGAAUUUGGGACUAUGUCUUUGUCAGUUUGUUCCCACAAAUUUAACGUUAGGGCUCUAUUGACUGUGGAAGUGAAUCAGUAAAGCUGACACCAUGAUGUCCCUUCCGCAAUGGAAGCAAGUUUUGGUUGAGCAGCGCCAAAGAAAGGCUGCGGAGGAGAGGCGACGACAAGCCGAACAAGAAGCUCGCUUGAACCGGAUGCCUGCCUGGAAGAGGGAUAUCUUGGUCAGGAAAAAGUCUCGAAGUGACCCAAAGUCUUCUCCUGUCGAUUCUGCUGACCAUAAUGUGAUCCCGUAUGAAGAUUCGGGUCCCCCCAGCCGUACAGGUGUGUUGGAGCAGAACGGUGAGUCGUCGCUAGGGGAGGGCGGGCCGUCUGACACCUGCCGCACCACACACGGGUGGAAGGAACAGGGUGUGUCUGAGGAAAAAGUCGUCUCGGUGCAUGACAAUAUUUUCGUUAAAUGGCAAGCGAGGAACCGCUCACCUUCAAACGACAGGAACGACACUCUAGUAGCGCACAGUGGGCAACACAAACCGCACAGUCCAAGGGGGGUGGGAAUCCCUAACAACGUAAUAAUUAUAGAGAAAUAUGGCGGAUCCGGAUAUGAUCGCCAAGCAGAUGUUGGGAAAGAGAGUGUACAAGGGGUGGGACCUGCAGGAAUGGAGAGGCCGCCGGCUCAGACUGUGUUUUCCCUCCUUCGCGAUGCCAAGCCUGAACGAGAAGUGAUCAUUAUCGAGAAGGACGACACGGAGGACAAAUCAGUGCCGUGCACGUUGAGCGGAAAAGUCAACAGACUGAGGGGCAAAUUUGGUGAUGAACCCCGGGACAGAGCAGACGUGCUGAGUGCCACCAGAACAAAAGUACCAGAAACUAUGAAAUCAAACACACGGCAAAGGAAGGGCCAGAAGUCAAGUCUGUCUGCGGCGGGAAGCAUGGACAGUCUACUAGAUGUUGUACAACAGCCAACUCACACUCAAAACAAGAAAUUUCACUAUUCAAGCUGUGAAAAUCUGACUGAGCUGGAUACGCUUCCACCUUAUGUCAUUCCGAAAUCAGGAAGUGAUGAUAGCGUCACAGUGGACACAACUCCAAACAUCAGACCAAGGUCGCUAUCACAGUCCAAAAUGAUUGAUACCGUGGAACCAAGAGUAAGAAAGACAGGGAAAGUCAAGGUAGAAAGUACUGAGCCAAUAUCACAGCAAAAAACAAGAGAAGCACCCAAGGAUCAGGUCACAAAUUACCGUUUGCAUGGUGACAGAAGCAGCAAGCCAUCACUGAGGGUUCGACCUGUCAGUGUCACGAGGAGUGUACCUGGUGGGGAGAACCAUGUCCAUUUGGCUGGACAAAGUCAUGCUGCCAAAGUUAAUAAGCAAGAGAAGAAAAUCUCAUUAGGCAAUGAGCUGGGCUCAACAAGAAGGGAUGCUGGUACUCUUCCACACAGCAAAAACUUACCAGAAGAAGGGAUUCAAAUCAUCCCAGCAAAGGCAAACUCCAGUGCUAAGGAUACGGAAAACCAGAAUGACCCCGUGGCUGCUGCUAUAGCCAGUAUCAAAGCACAGUCCAAAAAUACAUUCAUAGUGCAGCCAAGGAGGCCUGCUAGCAAGCACACGGAGACAAAGAACAAAGACACUGAACACAGAAAGAUAAAGGAACCAUCUCACCACAAAGACAAUGGACCAAAAGAAGAUGUCAAGACUCCAGCUUUACCUCUUCCCCUUCAGUCAAACAAGAAACAAGACUCUUCCAGAAAAAAUAACAAUGUAGAGCAGAAGAAUGAUACAUCCUUUGUCAUUAGGCCGCUUACUCAAGUUCUGAAAGAAAAUCCCAGUGGAUAUCAGUCAGAGAAGGUAAGAAAGUCCUCAGAGAAACAACCCAACAGCAAGGAACAGAAAGGCAACAUCACAUUCUCUAGUAGUCCUACAGCCAAAGCAGUUGUUGAGCCAAGAGAUAGACCUCAGUCAAACCUACAUGCAAACAGCACCUUUCUGCAGCAGGACAGUCAAGAUGCUCCCUCGGAAAACAGGAAAGCACAGCCUGGACGGAAAAAGGCACCGGCACCACAACCGCCGUCUGUAGUCGGUGUGAACGCACAGGGAACAGAGAGGAGCCAGGCAGUCCAGGUGAAACCAGGCACACAGGAGAGAGAAGAGCUGCCCACUACCAACAUUGAUGAUGUGGAGAUAUCAACUAAGUCUCAGAACAACAACAGUGUCCAGUCAGCAAAGACAGGUGACCAAGCUCCGACCAGAAUGAUGCAAUCUUCACCAGCAGGAUCAGAAGUUUCCAAGACUGCCAGCCCCCCAUCUCUGGAUGUGUCCCCCAUUGCUCCCCCUCGGCACAAAGGCACCGUGAGGAAGCUGACUGUAGCUGAUUAUGUUGUUAUUGGAGGAUAUGAGAAACUGGGCAAGUCAUCUAUAUCCAAGGGAGAGAGCAAGAAGCUGAAGAUCUCCUUUAAUGAUUCUCCCACCACCUUUGAGUACCCCUCGGAGCAGUCUCUGCUGGAGGAGGAUGAUGGGAAGGGUGUUCAGGCUCCGGCAGGACUCCGCACUACACCCAGUCUCACCACAGCAGCAGGGGACAAGGUGUCAGGUGGCCUGCACUCAUAUCAGCCAAGCCAAGUGACAUCUGAUGUAGUAGCCGGACAGCAGCGCUCGGUGGCCAGCAAAGCUCCUGAGGCCAGCCAGCCAGCAGCUGAAGCACGCCCCGUGGAAAUCUUUGCUGUGAAACCUUUAGCUGACAGUGAAGCUCCCAUGUGGAGCAGUAGUUCAUCCAUGGCAAGUGCUUUACUAUUCUAAGACUUUAACUCCCCCCUCUCUUGGUGCACGAUUAGAAUAACAUGAAAUUUAACCAUACUCUUUCUAAUUCAAAAGGGAAAAAUAUAUGUUAGAAAGGUUCAGAUAUUAUCUCGACUUAUCAUGAUCUUGGAUAGGACAUCCUCCAACACAGAUUCAAACCCGCAUCCUAGUCCUCCACUCAUUUCAUACUCUGCUUAGGCCUACGAAAAAAGAAGUUGUGUUCCUGUUUUUAGUCCUGAAAAAAUGAAGGUCGGUAGGUAGAGAUUUUGUUUUUUUCUUUGGUUUUUGUAGACUUUGGCCCAAACUAAAAAAUAGAGAUACAAUAUAGUUUAACAAUGCAUAAGGACACGUAUUAUUUUCAAUGUCAAUGUUCAAUUUUGUACAUAUUGGUUAUGAAUAUGUGGAUGAGCAUUUUUUGUUUACUUGCAUAGCAAGCAGGCUGAAAAGAAUGCCACCUGGAAACUAUGUGACUCCACUGCCCACCACGAAAAAGUCUAGGGUCGGCAGUUUUUUCUAGGGUAAGUUGGGAAACAGGAAACACAACAUUUUUUCCUAGGCCCUAUGUGCCCUGCCCUACCCACUAUUGAAGGCAUUUCCACUUACCAGCCAUCAGCCAAUGAGAGGAUAUGCCAUUGUGUUGUCCAAAGGAAAAAGCUUGUGCUGAAUAAGGCAUACUCAUUAAUAGUCAUGAUGUUUAUAAACAUGCUAGUAUCACAGCUUUCCACCAAGGUGGCUGAUGCUCCUUUCUGCAUCCAAACUUGUUCAUCAGGUACCAAAUUUUAGAUCAGUGAUAUUUGUGUGAUCACGACAUCACUGAAUGCUACCUGAAAACACUUAAAAACCAUCAUCCUCUUGUUAAGAAAAACAACAAAUAAUGCCUGACAUUGAUAUUUGUAAGCAAGACAGGUCAAUAGUGCAUCGGGCAGGAUAAGUAAGCAGAGGUGAAUCUUGAGAAGUUCUGCAAUGCAGAUUCAGCACUGCAACAUUACCCCAAAUCCACCACAUCUAUGUGCAAGCACCUCUUACCCUUACUUAGAAUAGAGAGUGGCUGGUUCCAAAUUUCAAAUCAUUUGACAGAAUUUCAAGAUAAAAGAUUUUUGUAUGAAAUAGCAGAAACAAUGUUUUGAAGGUCUGCAUAUAGAUAAAAACAUUGAAGCUAAUGUCAAGACUAAUUUGAAUGCUUUUAUUUCCAUUCUACAUGUACCACCAUUCCAUCUUCUAGGUCAUAUGGCUUUAAUUUCGUAAAAUAAUGGCUCAAGCUGUACAUUUUAUAUUGUAUAAAUGCAUUAGUUUGAAAUCGUGAGAUGUCUGGAACAGCAUCAUCUGUAGCACCUCAUACAAUGAGGAUGAGCUGAACUGAAGUUGAAAUCAUUAUAGAUCUUGAUUCUUGAAGGAUACAAGAAAGUUAAAGUCAUAUUUUCAAACAAGUCCGAAAAUAAAUUUCAGGUCAUUUGGUUUAAUAGUGUGAAUUUGUGACACAGGAACCAAGAUACAGUAUACAUUUUAUGGAUGGCCAUUUUUACGGCCUUUGCACAUACUCCAUUUGGUCCAUGAAAUGCAUGAAUGAAAGCAUUGCACCAUUCAGAGAUACACAUUUUGUGAGAUGGGAGUGGAAAACACCCAAGGCCGUGUAAAAGCUGUACACUGUACAUGUAUGCCAAACACAGGACAGUUGUCACCCAAUCAAAGAUAUUUGUACCAAGUCAUAGAGUUAGCUGUUUGAGAUCUACUGACAGUUCUUAUUCAUGAUAAUGCAGCACCUCGUUUUUACACAUAAGCACAACAUUGUUUGAUACACCCUUACACAAUGUAUAGUUAGUCACCUAGGAAUGAAUGUUAUGUUACCUAGCCAUUUCAGAGGGUAAUUUGUCACAUCUGUGCCUUGUCUGUAGUGAUUAUACCUGAGACAAAUGGGUUAUGUACUGAUGUAGGACAGCACUUUUGGUCAUACAGAAAUCAGUACUGUCAAGAUGAACAGAAAUGCCAAUUUGUUACAAAUGACUUUGACGUCCUGUGAAAAAAAGUGCAUUUGUCUCAGUGAAAAUACAGACACAACAGCGAAGAUAUAGUAAACCACACAGUUCUAGUGUAGCCUUGGAUGAACAUGUGCAAGUUCAAUGAACCUGCACUUAGCUGAAGUGUGACAUUCAGACUGAUUCGCUUACAGUUGACACUUACACCGUAGGGCAGAAAGACAUGUAGCUGAAACAGAUCUUGAAAAAUUUGGCAGAUUUAGAACUGAAAGGAAAGAAAAGAUGAGACCAAAGCUACUUAAGCUUAACCUUACCUUCUUUGUUUUCCUAACAAGAUCUUGAACAUCUCUGUUAUGUGAACAGUUAUUUUAACCAUUACUAUAUAGAUCCAACCAUCCUAGGAGUGCUUAUUUCCAAACGGUAGCCUUCUAACUUUUCAUGUCAUAUCUUUAAUAUGAAUUGGACUGUACAAUUGUACCACUAGGUCCAGAUCAAGCAAUACCGGUAGCUUAUAUAAUGCUGAAUCUUUGGCACUACUGCAUAAAAUUAUUAUUCAUCAUAUGAUGAAAUGUGGAGUGAAUGUUUUACUGAGGUGAUGCACCUGUUUGAAUUGAAUUAUCAUCUUCAAUAGAAAGUUACCGGUAUCCAGUUGUGUAGUGGUCUUUUAUUGAUUGAAAAAAAAAAAUGUUAUGCCCUACUAAAAGUGUGCUGAUAGGACGUAAUGAUUUAGCUGUGGCAUAUGGAUUUUUCAAGGUACUGUAUAUUGGUAUACAGAUAUAUUGUUUUCAUCAGUACUGCCCAGCCUUUAAGUAGGGGGUUGAUCACUUUGUAAAGUUUGCCAAAAUAGUGGGAUGCAUCAAAACUUGUUAAUUUUUGCCCGCCUCCAUUGCAAUAGCUGCAAAGUCUGUAGGUUCCUGAUUGUGAAGAGAGUAAUUUAGUUGUUUCAGACAGUGACAUAAUGAUAGGUAACAGAUCAGGACCUAUCAUUCCUGUGUAUAUCCUAUGUACAGGUUAGUUGCACCAAUAAUUACAAGUACCAUUUUGGAAUUACUGGACCCAGUGGGUCACCAGUUAUUUGUUAUUCUGUCUCAACCAACCUAUAUGUUAAGAUAUGAUGAUUUUGCCACAAAAUUGAAUCUAUGCGAGAAACAACUUUAAACAAUUAUUGAUAUUGGAAUAAAACAUGUAAAUACAUGAACAUGUAUGUGAAACUUUGAAACUUUUUGAUUUUGUGGUUAACAAAAAUCAUAAGUGAUUGUAAUACUUGUGUACUGUGAAUUUGCCUAUAGUGUGGUAGAAUAUAUCAUGCUCAAUUAAACAUGGAGGUUUGAUUG